Messenger RNA from Talaromyces amestolkiae, 783 nucleotides. RefSeq lists its product as uncharacterized. The transcript has 2 exons. Lineage: Eukaryota; Fungi; Ascomycota; Eurotiomycetes; Eurotiales; Trichocomaceae. The record is from RefSeq and is a predicted model, not a curated record. The coding region runs from base 1 to 783 and encodes 260 amino acids.
AUGACGAGGUUCUGGAAUCGUAACGCCGAUACCCCUUGGGGAUUCGCAAUCUACCGCACCGUCUACACUGAACAGUCGUCACAAGUAUGGAAGGACGUGGUCGAGAAACUCGAAUCAUACCUCUUUUACAGCGUCAAAAGGGAUAUUGAGGUAAAAGCUCGUGACAUGUAUGAUGAACUGGAAGAUACCUACGGCUCGGUGCUAUUCAAUGAUGCGAGUCAAUUCGACGGGAUGAGCAUUGAUCGUGUGCGGAGGCAUUGGCUUGCAAUGCAGGGGAGGAAAGUAGAUCCAGAUCCAGAUUCAGAUGCCGACGACGAUGACGAUGACGAUGAUGACGAUGACAAAGUAGAGAAGAGCAAAGAUGAUGAAAAUGGCGAGGCCGAAUUCGAAAUCUCACAAGAAGAAAUCGAAGAUUUCCGCGCUGAUCAUACAAAUCUUGAAUUCUGCAUCUUGAUCGAUGAAGAAGUCUUGCAAUCCAUCCUGAGUGCACCCGCCACCCCUAAAGAAGCUGCAAAGAUAUUUCCCAAGAAAUGGUUUGAGAGUAUCGGAUAUGUCAAGGUCGUUGACCAACAGUCUGGCCCCGGCAGCAGCCACGAUUACCCCGGUUGGAUGACGGUCGAUUUGACAUGUUUGUGGGAGAUAUACGGAAUGGAUGAUCUAGAGUCUCAGUAUCCGUACGAGGAUCCGCGGACGGGGAAGAGGAUUGUGUAUACAGGAAUUCCUCCGACAGAUCCUACGAGAGAGUAUCACUAUGGUGGAGUUUCGCUUGGGCGUGCCAUGUGA